AUGGCGAGAAAGUGGAGGGAGAGAGUUGCCGUAGGGAGGAAGAGAGUACAUCAUCAAGUGGACGGCAGCAAUGCCUCAACCGUGUCAAAAAAAGGCUAUUUUGUUUUCUACACAGCCGAUGAGGGGCGUUUUAAGGUGCCCUUGGGGUAUCUGAACCACCCCAUCUUCCUAGAGCUCUUCAAAAAGUCAGAAGAAGAGUUUGGACUAUCAAGUGAUGGGCCAAUCACAUUGCCAUGUGAUGCAGUCUUCAUGGAUUAUGUGCUCUUGCUCAUCCAAAACGGUGCAGCUAAAGAUUUUGAGAAAGUUUUGCUUAAUUCCAUUACUAUAAGACGCUGCUCAAUUUCUGCUUCCCAACAAGGAUAUGCAGUCCAAAAUUUACUUGUUUCUGUCUGCUGA
Messenger RNA from Juglans microcarpa x Juglans regia, 396 nucleotides. Its product is annotated as auxin-responsive protein SAUR61-like. Gene Ontology annotation, biological process: response to auxin. The coding region runs from base 1 to 396 and encodes 131 amino acids. NCBI's taxonomy places the organism in Eukaryota, Viridiplantae, Streptophyta, Magnoliopsida, Fagales, Juglandaceae. The transcript has a single exon. The record is from RefSeq and is a predicted model, not a curated record.